Molecule: messenger RNA, 763 nt
Organism: Mytilus californianus (California mussel)
Lineage: Eukaryota; Metazoa; Mollusca; Bivalvia; Mytilida; Mytilidae
Product: cell adhesion molecule DSCAM-like
Exons: 4
Coding region: 29-763 (244 amino acids)
Source: RefSeq, a predicted model, not a curated record
UGGUGAUGACAUAUACUGUUCAAAUGGUAUGCACCUGCUUCAAGUCAAACUUUCCGGAGGCAUGCGAAGACCUUUUGUCUUAUACUCAGAUAAAGACACGAUACAUGGUGUACUUUACAUUAACAGAAAAGACCAAUAUCCUGUUGUAACUAUUAAUUCAAACUAUUAUGUAGUGGAUUAUGGAAGUUCGAUGACUACUGACUGCUCAUUCCAAACUUCUGAAUGGAAUCCUGUUCGUGAAAUAUAUUGGCAUUUCAAUAACAGUGGAGUAAUAACACGGAUUGUAAAAGGAACCGAGAGAAUAUCAGGAAGUUCAAUCGAAACACCAUCUCUCACAAUUUUCAAUGCGACAUCAUCUGAAUCGGGAACAUACACCUGUUACGUGAGAAAUGAUAUUGGAACAGGACAUAGUAUACCAAUAUAUGUUAAAAUAACAGGAGAUGUGCCAAUUGUGUUUGUCGGAAAUAGAAAUUAUCCAAUAGGGUACGGCGAAAAAAUAACAUUAUUCUGUAACAUAUCAUCUGAACCUCCUGCUAAUAAUGUUUAUUGGGAGAAAGUAGUCAAUGGAACUAAACACAUACUGAAUAAUUGGACAGUUGGUAUUCAAGGCGUUUCUGUAGACACGCCAUCGAUUACUAUAGCGGAAAGUACUACUGCAGAUAUAGGAACGUACAGAUGUGUAGCUAUAAAUGAUGUUGGGACUGGUUAUGGUGCAACCAUACUGUUGGGCUUUAUGUUGGAUACGAGAAAUUGUUGGGAGUGA